Molecule: messenger RNA, 699 nt
Organism: Encephalitozoon cuniculi GB-M1
Lineage: Eukaryota; Fungi; Microsporidia; Unikaryonidae
Exons: 1
Coding region: 1-699 (232 amino acids)
Biological process (GO): positive regulation of transcription by RNA polymerase II; negative regulation of transcription by RNA polymerase II
Molecular function (GO): DNA-binding transcription factor activity, RNA polymerase II-specific; zinc ion binding; RNA polymerase II cis-regulatory region sequence-specific DNA binding
Source: RefSeq, marked provisional
AUGCUGUCCAAGCAAGGGUUUUGUAGUAACUGCAACACCACAGCAACGCCUUUGUGGAGAAGGGCCGACGACGGAAGCUAUCUCUGCAAUGCAUGCGGGCUCUACUACAAGAUACACGGAAGAAAAAGGCCUAUCAGCUUCAAGGCAGACUCUGGCAAGUCAAGAAUGAGAUGUAGGCGAGCUGGAGGGGAUAUAAGCGGCGGGCAUCUGCCGUCAAUGGGUGAAUGGUCUCUCCAUGGACACAGAAGCGAAUCCCAAGCCCAGGGCAGCUUAUAUCACAGAGAGAACCAAAUGAACUUAGCCUCCAAGCGCGGGGAUUACCCAGCAAAGUACGAUGACCUCAGAGAAGGCAGAGAAAUGCCUACAAUAGACUCUGACAAAGACACGUUUUACGAGGAUUUUGAGAGGACUGCGUGCGGCAGAGAGGCAUCCCUGGGAAUCAGAGGUAUCAAUAGACACGACACAAAUACAGUCACAAAGUCUUUGAUCAGAAGACAUUUUGACAAGAGGCCAAGCAAAAUUCCGUCAUUCAUAGCUGAGUCUGAAAGCAAGGAGAGGAUGACCUCGAAUGAGGGGGUGGUUGAAAGGGAGUCUCUGGAGCAAUGCAUUCAGGAUAAAGAGGACUGCGAGACAGACCUGGAGGACUCUGAGGUGAUUGCCGUCAAUGCGCUUCUGGACCUAUCCCGUGGAAGGAUUUAG